ACCGUCUGGGCUGAGGCUCAGUCAUCGUUGGUUCUGUGACUGAUCAGCUGAAGCAUCAUGAAUCUGUGGCUCAGCAGUCAUCUCCUGGUAGCAGGGCUGUUUCUGAGCAGCUCGGCUCUGACACCUGAAGAAUGUCAGCCUUUAAUGACGCCUCUGUCUCUGGCUGACCCCUCCACGAUGUUUGGCAGGUGGAACUUCAUCGCGGGGUUCACUGAUCAUGAAGCAUAUAACGACAUCCUGAAGAAAUCUGACAGCAGCUGGAUGAAUUUCACCGCGUCAACAUCCGGCCACGAUACUAUUAUUAUGUCUCAGGAGAACAGGAUAGGUGGAAACUGCAUGGCCUCAAAGGUCAACGUAGCCAUCGACGGCAACACAUUAUCAACAUCAGUGGCCAAUGUCACCACGACUUUCCACCUGUUGCCGAGCUGUGACGGCUGUUUGCUCAUGAGCGCCAACUGCACCGCCAGAGACCUGGACAAACUGUUACACGUGAUGAAAGUUGACAGCAACGUCACAGCGGAGGAGGUCCACAUCCAUGUUCUUUAUCUGAUGGCUAGAGAAGCGACCGUGAAGGACUCUGACCUGGAACAUCUCAAGCAGCAGGCGAGCUGCUUCGGCUUCACCAAAGAACCAGACUUCAUCUACGACCCAAAGAACGGUUUCUGUGCUGAAGGCGAGGGCUUUAAGCUGUUCUGAAGUUAACAACAGCAUUCAUGAAUAUUUCAAACUGAAACUAAGUAAAGAGACAAAAUGUGAACCAAAACAUCAAAA
This is a messenger RNA of Anoplopoma fimbria (sablefish), 771 nucleotides long. RefSeq lists its product as uncharacterized. The transcript has 6 exons. The record is from RefSeq and is a predicted model, not a curated record. Lineage: Eukaryota; Metazoa; Chordata; Actinopteri; Perciformes; Anoplopomatidae. The coding region runs from base 58 to 696 and encodes 212 amino acids.